Molecule: messenger RNA, 1350 nt
Organism: Peronospora belbahrii
Lineage: Eukaryota; Oomycota; Peronosporomycetes; Peronosporales; Peronosporaceae
Source: the annotation of a GenBank genome assembly
AUGUCGCGCAAGGGACUUAAAGGAAGCAGCACCAUCGGUGGAAAUGACGUGCUAACCAUUGACCAACUGCGCCACCAGGAUGACUGGGUGCUAGAUACGGAGCGAUACAGAUGCCACGUGUGCACGCGUAACUUUACGCGUUUCCGGCGAAAGCACCACUGCCGUAAGUGUGGCGAGGUAGUGUGUGGUAACUGCACGCUGAAGAAAGAGGCGGAGCUGCCCGUCAUCGGUCGAUCACUUGUUCGUGUCUGCAUGUCCUGUAUUCUGUCGCAUGCCAACGGCCAGAGUAAUCCACAGCCGCCACCCAUUGCUCCUACUUCUGGCACGGCCGGCACGGCUUCAUCGCCACCCCCGCGUGAGGAACACUGGGAGGCACAAAAUUUCCACUCGCCCACAGGCAACUCAGAGGGCGAUUUGUCGCAUUUUACUCGUGACUUUCAGCAGUCUGAAUUUGACUAUUCGCUGGACUUUAGCUGGGACCAUCCGUGGCCUAAGCCUCCUACUGUUCCGGGCGAGUCCGACCGUCUUGAGAUCUUGCGUGGGUUCGACAUCAUGGACACGCCCAGCGAAGACGUGUUUGAUAUUAUCUGCGAUCUUGCGAGCAACGCCCUCAAGAGCCCCAUCGCGGCUGUAAGUUUGUUGGACGAGGAUCGCGAGUGGUUUAAGGCCAGCGUGGGCCUUGCACAGAACGAAGUGCCAAGGUCUGUGUCAUUUUGCGCGCACGCCAUCAUGUCUAAAGAGCCCAUGGUCGUCAUGGACACGUUGCUGGACAAGCGAUUUGCAAAGAAUCCGCUGGUGACAGGUGCGGCAAAGAUUCGAUUUUAUGCUGGGGCGCCGAUCUGCACGCCGUCUGGUCACCUUCUUGGUACGGUAUUUGUGUUUGACACGCAUCCGCGUAAUACGUGUGAUAUUGCAACGCUCGAGAAGCUUUCGAACGUGGCGAUGAAGAAUUUGGAAGACCGUAAGAAUGCUGUGGCUGCUCCUCUUGAUAGUAGGGAGGCCGUGGAGGUCGUUGAAGGCGAUGAGCAGCAGACAAAUGUUCCAAAGCGCGCCGCUGAGCCGCUCCGAGAAUCAGGGAUUGGAAUUGCAAACCAAGUGGUGGCUCAACCUGUUGCUGGCGCGUCACAAGAUCUUGUGGCAGCUAACGCUGGUGAUGGUCAAGUGACGGCAGGUCCAAAGAUGGAGACGAUGCUUAUGGAUCUGCUGUGCCGUACCACUGAGACGCAACAGCAGUUAGCAACACAGCAGGGAGCAAUGUUCCAUACACUAGGUCAACAUACUGCUGACAUCGACAAGUUGGCGACGGCGAUGGCGCGUAUGGAGGCAAAAUUAGACGCAAUGGUGGAGUAA